Molecule: messenger RNA, 568 nt
Organism: Symbiodinium sp. CCMP2456
Lineage: Eukaryota; Dinophyceae; Suessiales; Symbiodiniaceae
Source: the annotation of a GenBank genome assembly
GUUUGCCCGUUUCAUCUCCGACCAAAGCGGAGUCAGUUGCGGCAUCAACUCCACGCAAUGUGCUAGACAGCCACUGGCGCAGUGCGCGCGAGCUCCCAUUGCGUUCACGCCCACCGGGGAAACGCAAAAGCUCGACUACUUGUCCCGUUGGUUUCCAAAGAUGAUUGUCACGGAGCCUGUGGAUCCAGACUUGGUCUGUCGAGAUCCACAGGCGGCUGAACGGAUGGCUCGAGACCAUCUGAUUUGGCGGCAGGGCUACCGGGCCAGGGUGCUCUCGGAGAUCGUGGAAGCACAGCACAGGCUCGUUCGGUCCAUUGAGCAGCACGGCGAGGACUUUCAAUGCCCGACGUUGAUAUUGCAUGGCAGCGGCGACAAGCUGUACUCCGUGCAAGGAAGCAUCGGCAUCCACAGCGCGUGGUGCCAAGGCAUUGAGAUGGAGGCUACGGCGCUGGUCCCGCGUCUGAAAAUCUACGACGGGGCAUACCACCAGCUGCUGAAUGAGCCGAACAAGGACGAGGUGAUGAACGACAUCGUGAACUUCGUCCUGUCCUCCCUGACCGGUUACUGA